This is a messenger RNA of Aspergillus niger, 1968 nucleotides long. RefSeq lists its product as uncharacterized. The record is from RefSeq and is a predicted model, not a curated record. The transcript has a single exon. The coding region runs from base 1 to 1968 and encodes 655 amino acids. NCBI's taxonomy places the organism in Eukaryota, Fungi, Ascomycota, Eurotiomycetes, Eurotiales, Aspergillaceae.
AUGGCCGUCAUCAACCAAAACAACAACAACAACAACCACAACCAGGUGCCUCCUGCACCUCCAACCCACCAUCCCCCUAUGCGCCCGAAUGAGGGCGUUCGUGUGGCGCAAGCGGGCUCGCCACGUCCCAUGAACUCGGAGUAUUUGGUCCAUCAGAUGCAUCGGCUUAAUGUUCAGCCGGAGAAGCCCCAGGCUGUCAACAAUGCGAAGCCCAAGGAGACCACUGUCGUUGAGGAGAUUGAUGCUCGUGCUCCCUUCUACUACCUGGGGUACACCUUCUUCAAGGCCGAUGCCGUGCCCGGGCACAAGUCCACCUGGAACCAUGUGGAGCGGACCAAGAUGAACCUCAGCCAGUCCGAUCUGAUGAAGCUGGUGCACAAGCGAACCAAGAAGAUUCCCAUUGCGGAGCAAUACCAGUCCCUGUCCAAGGUCAAGCGUGCGCAUGUGGAUCAGCUGAUCAGCGAACUUAGGAAGAGUGAUCCCCAUUUUGAAUGGACCUGCGUCUAUGUCAAGGAGGAUGAGAAGCCAUUCAAGGGUAAGAAUUCCCGGCGGGGUGACUAUGAGACGCUCUCCGUGAACGUCGUCAUUAUGAGAAAGGCUACAGAUCUGGUGUUUCCCAAGAUACCUGUCGACGACCAUGUGGAUGUGGAGGCCCUUCCUAAGCCCCAGGACCGGGUGCCAACAACUCACGUGCACAACAAUCCAUCCGACUCGGGACCAAAGGGAAUGCCUAGGAGCAUGCAGCCCAGUGAGCCACUGGUCGGGCCUACUAUCCAUCAGGGGCCAAUGCCACCGGCCUUGAAUCAUAACCAGCAGCCUCUGCCUACGAGGUUCCAUCAAUCACCUCCCCAUCAGUCACCUUCCCAUCAGCCGCCUCCCCAGCUUCCUCAGGGAUAUCCGGGACCAAGACCACAUAUGGCCCAAGGGCCUUGGCCGUGGGUGCACGGGAUGCCAGCUGGUAUGCAGCCCCAUCACGCUCAACCAGGCAUGCCUGUCUCUACGAUGCCUGCGACUGCUAUGCCCAAUUCUGCAAUGCCUGCUCCUGUCAUGCCCGGUGCUGCGAUGUCUGGCCAAGCCACAGUUCCGCACAUGGUGGCUCAACCGAAUGGGCUGCGAGGCGUCCACAUGGCGGCUGGGAUGUUCCACCAACGGCAGGGAUUUGAUCCCCGCGCCCAUUUCCCCGGCCAGCAAGAGACCCAUCCUUCCGACAAAGCCCCUGCUCCUACCACUCCCCCGGCUCCUCCGGAGACUAAGCCCGAGAACGUCAGGCCCUCAACCCCAGCGGCAGAUCCCGAGCUGGAACUGGGACUAGAGUCGAGUAGUGUGGGGGACGAUGAAUCCGUGUUCGACUUUGACGACGACAGCUCCAUCACCGAUAGUUCCGAUGAAGAGCCCGAACUGGAGGAUAAACCCCAGCCGUGGCGCGGCAGUCUAUAUCGUCGACACUCUGCUCCACGAGCUAAGCAUGCGUACCGCACCCAUUAUCGGAAGCAGCCCCAGAAGAACGGAUCGGACAGCAAGGCCAGCCGGUCUGGGUAUCCCAAUGGCUGCAUUGACGUGGUGCCUGCGGACAGUAAGCAUAUCGACCCACGCAACGAGGGUGCAGUCAGUGCUGGCGGUGGUGGUGGAAGUGGUCCCAGUCAAGAAGUGAGCCGGCCGGCGCGGGACCGGCCCAAGAUCAUCCAUGCGCCAGUUAGUACGGACGAGUUGGAUUUGGAGCAACUUUUGGCCGAGAGGGCAGAGCGGUUCCGAGGGGGGCGGGCCCGGAACGAUAUUCGGGCGCGAAUACUGGAUGAUCGUGAGGCCCGAUUGGAGCAUCGCGAGCGGAUGGUGGAAUACCGCGCCCGCGUGCUUGAGGAACGGGAACGCUUGGACGAUGCAUGUUACCUCGGACGACGCAUGUCCCUGCGCGAGCCGGGCACCUUCUAUGGUCCUCGACGAUAUUACCUCCCGGAGGGGCUUCAAUGA